GGAAGAAUAGUGCCCCAUCAUUGGUGUCAGUCAGUGGUGUCAGUGGGAAUAGUGCCCCAUCAUUGGUGUCAGUGGGAGGAAUAGUGCCCCAUCAUUGGUGGUGUCAGUGGGAGGAAUAUGGGAGGAAUAGUGCCCCAUCAUUGGUAUUAGUGACACCAAUGAUGGGGCACUAUUCCUCCCACUGACACCAAUGAUACUUACCUUGCUGACCCCUGCUCCAGCCUGGGCUCGCUCGUUCCCUCCCUCUCCCAUGGUACAGACACUUACCGGUCAGCUGUCUUCCUUCUCCGGCCGCUCUCCUCCUCUUCACUCGCUCGAUCUUCGCGGUGCCGCU
Molecule: messenger RNA, 334 nt
Organism: Staurois parvus
Lineage: Eukaryota; Metazoa; Chordata; Amphibia; Anura; Ranidae
Source: the annotation of a GenBank genome assembly